AUGUUUUUCGAUCGUUUAAAAUAUUAUUAUCGAUUGGAACAAAUAUUGGAUCAAAAAAAUCGUCGUUGGUGGUUAUUUGAAUUUCUAUUGAUCAUCAUUCAAACUGUACGUUUUUCAUUCUAUGUUUUACUUAGUUUUAUGAAUGAAUCUUUCGUACGUUCAUAUUGUCCAUAUGAUACAACUGCUGCACCAUUAUUCAAUUAUUUUCAUCAUCUAGAUAAUGGAACAUCAUUAAAUCUAACUGAUUGUUGUAUAACAUCGAUUAUAUUGACAAUUUUUACAAUUUUCAUUCUACAUACACAGCAUAUAAUUUUUUUAAAUGAUCAUAAAUCACUUACAUGGAAUUUUCUAUACGAUAUUUCUAAUCGUAAUUAUGAUCAUUUUCGUAGAUCAAUUUAUCAUGGUAAAGAUAUGAAUAUGAUUCAAACGGUAAUCAAAUCAUUAAGUAACGAAGAAAAUUUUGAUAAAACAAUAUCAUCAUCAUUAGCAACAUCAUCGGAAAUGAUGCAUGAUUCUUUGGUAAGAAUGUUGAAUAAAAAUCAUAAAAGUUUCCUAGAUAAAUUAAUCAUUCGGUUAAUGUUGGAAACAAAUCUUCAUAAAUUUGAAAAAUUACGUUUAAAAAUAUUUAGCUAUGCUGGUUUAAAUCAACGAAUCGCAUUGGCAAUGACAAUGUUUACAUUACAUUUUAUGGAUGUAUUUUUGUUAACAUUUGUUAUAUCCACUACAUUUACACUUGCUUGUUUGAAAUAUUUUGAAUUUAUCUACAAUCAUAUGUUGGAUUUAUGGCCAUUAGCAUUGUUCGAUUGUAUUUAUCACCUUUAUUGUGGUUAUAUUGCUUUAAGAAAUGCUCUAUAUAUUUUACAUAGUGAAUAUGUAAUAUUUUUAACCGAUAGAAAUUCUCUAGCAUGUCGGUCAUUAUAUGAUAUUACCAUUCGUAAUUAUGAUCAUUUUCAUAAUUCAAUUAUUCGUGGAAAAAAUAUGAAUAUAAUAAAUAAGGCGAUCAAAACUGUUAUAAAUAAUAACAAUGAAUCUAAUGAAUCAAUAUCAAUUACGACCAAAUCAACAAAAUUUAUGCAUAAUUCUUUGGCGAUAAUGUUGAAGAAAAAUGAAAAAAAUUUCUUAGAUAAAUUGUUCAUACGAAUAAUGUUGGAUAUUGAUCUUUAUAAAUUUGAAAAAUUUAAAUUAAAAUUUUUCAGCUAUACUGGUUUAAAGCAAAGAAUCGCAUUGGCAAUAACAAUGUUUAUAUUACAUUGUAUGGAUGUACUUUUGUUGACAUUGGUUAUAUCUACUACAUUCAAUCUUGCUUGUUUGAAAUAUUUUAAUUUUAUUCAUAUUCAUAUGUGGAAUUUAUGGCCAUUAGCAUUAUUUGAUUGUAUUUUUAAUCUAUAUUGUGUUUAUAUUUUCAUACGAAAUGCUGUUCUUUUUUUCGAUUUUGCUUCAAUCAGUCUAAUAUUCUAUGUAUCACAGAUGAAUUUUUUGAAUGAAAAAUUUAAACAAUUAUUCGUUGAUCUUAGUUAUAGGAAAAAAUUCUCAUUACAUUGUCAACGUUUAUUAUGUUGGCGACGUUUUCAAGUGGUCAAGAUGUUUGGAAUAAUGCUUAUUGUAUGGCAAUAA
Messenger RNA from Dermatophagoides pteronyssinus (European house dust mite), 1614 nucleotides. RefSeq lists its product as uncharacterized. NCBI's taxonomy places the organism in Eukaryota, Metazoa, Arthropoda, Arachnida, Sarcoptiformes, Pyroglyphidae. The record is from RefSeq and is a predicted model, not a curated record.